Psylliodes chrysocephalus is the source of this 813-nucleotide messenger RNA. The record is from the annotation of a GenBank genome assembly. NCBI's taxonomy places the organism in Eukaryota, Metazoa, Arthropoda, Insecta, Coleoptera, Chrysomelidae.
AUGUUAUCUGAUAGUGAAAGUGAAGAUAAUCCUUCUGGAGGUACGGGUACAGACAUCGACGAAGAUUAUUUGCCGGCUAAUAACAAACAUAACCCUAACCUCAAAAGACCACUUUCAACAAGCUCGUCUUCGAAUGAUUCUGAUGAGGAAAUUCAAGGCACUGGAACUGUCCCUUUUAUGUUAGAAGACGUCCGUGUUACAUCCGAAGAUGGAAGUGAUCAAAUACCUGGAAUUCUUGAAAACACGCCACAACGAGGAAAAAAGCGGCUUGCUAAUUCAGGCGAUAGGAGCUUUGGAGCUAUAGAAAUAGAGAAAAGACAAUAUGACAAAAUAUAUUUGCCUCAAGAGUACUCGAAUAUUAUUGAAAAUACUAACAAGAACUUUAAAGUUAUCCAGGAUAUAUUUUUAAAUUUGAAGACCUAUUUGCAGCAGUUUUUUGUAAAGAAUCCUUCAAGGAAGAAAUUUACGAUUUCAAAAUAUCGAAUCAUGGGUUAUGAAAAACUAGAUACUGAAAUAUCAUUUAACUGCAGUGAAAAAGUCUUUUUCAAUUUGUUCAAUGUUGUUGAAUUUGAAGAUAGAAGGAAUGUGCAGCCCCUGACCUUAACAAACCCUACAAAUAAGAUGUAUAGUGAAAGACGAAAGCUAAAAAAAAAUAAAUUUGAUCACGUCAUGACUCUUGCGAAAAAUUAUGUGCUACAAUGUGGUCAGUGGUUUUAUGAAGAAAUCAGAGGCUACCAUCAGAGCUUUUCGUCAGAUGAUAAAGAAACUUCCGCAUCAGAAUUCAAUGAUGAUGAUUUAAUGAAAAUAUUUUAA